UUAAAAAGGUUCCAUGAAUAUAUUCUUAGUAUACCAACUAAUCAAGACCUAUCCAUAGAACUUAUUUAUAAGAAAAACUAGUAUUUAUGAUGGUAAAGUUACUCAAUUGAUUUUUAAGUAGGUUCAUCACUAAUUAAACUUUCUUCAACAUCGCGCUACCAUAAAGAGAUUCUUAGUCACAAAAUGAAUUUGAAUUAUAACUUUUAAAAGGGGCACUAUCAAGAGCUUUUUAAUAUGCUGUGAAUAAUCUUUAAGGAUAGUAUGAAAAAUCAUGAAAGUAAUUUUUAACUGAAUAUAAAAAUCGAAAUGGUGGUAGCAUAUCAAAAUUAUAAUUUUCAAUCACUUCUUCUUCUUCUUCUUUAAAGUUAUUAUAUCACAUAUUCCAAUGACAGUUAGAAUAAAUCCUAGUGACUAUUACAUAUAUAAAUUCUUUUCAGUAUAUUAUCCUAAGUUUCCAAUCGAAUUAAUGGUCAAAAUAUUACAGUAUACUACUAUACAAGAUAUUCUUUUAUUCCAAUCCUUAACCAAAGAUGAUGAAACUAAGAAGCUUGAGAUUAAACAUAUAACAAAUGAGAAAUUAACUUAUGAGAUUAACUGUAAACAUCGUUUCAAACCAUUUCAUUUUAUUAAUGGCAUUGCAAAUGUGGUAGCAUUGAUGGGUGAUAGAGAACCUUCAAUCAGCGUACGAUUAGAUUUUAAGGAAGGCAAAUAUUUUAAGCGGUCUUGCCUUGAAUAUAUUGAAGGAUUGCCAUCCUGUUUCAAUUUCGAAUUGAAUUUUGAUGAAUUGAGGUAUAGUAAAUAUGAUGAUUUAAUCAGUUUUAUUGAUUUUACUUAUAUUACUAGCUUAAAGAUAUUGAAAAUGACAUCCGGUGAACGGUCUAUGAAGCUAAAUUUCUCAAGGCUUUAUGUAAAAUCAUUUCAUCUCGUUACAAAUUUAAGUCAUAUUAAAUUAACUUUACCAUCAUUUGAGGAUUUAACUGAUUUAUCUAUCGAUAAUGCAUUUGAAGGAGAAUAUUAUGCAAACCUUGUGAAUCUAAAAACUUUUGGAAUUUAUAUUCUGAAAGGGAGAAGAUUUAAUAUUGAACAUGUACCAAGAGGGGUUACAGAGUUAAAGAUAGUUGUUAAAUAUGUGAGUAAGUCAGAGAAUGAAAAUUGUGAGUACGUUAAAAUUAAAUCAAGACAAGAUUGGCCGAUUAAUCUAAAGAGUCUAACUCUUGAUGAUCUGAAAAACGAAGCUGGUGCUUUCAAGGAUGUAUUUGGUGUAUUACCUUCUAAUCUAAUCAAGUUCAGUGUUUGUGGCCAUUCAUUUUAUAAAUUUCUGUCCCAGUUUCCAGAUUCAAUUAUUGAUUUACACUUAUAUUCAACUUUUUCAGUCAUGGAUAUCCCGUAUGUUGAUUUACAAUUCCCUUCUAGUCUUGAAAAUAUAGUCUUUCAAAAUUUAAAAAUGAUUGUCCCAAACAAAUCAUACAACCUUCCAACUAGAUUGAAAAGCUUUAAAUUAGAUUUUAGUGACUUGUCGUUGUCACUAAACAAUUUUAACUUCGAUCAUUGUAAGUCAAGUCUUAAGAAUCUUCAGAUUAGUCGGUAUGAAGAACCACUUGUAUUCAGUAACUUAAAUUUCAGUGAGUUUUUAAAAUUAACUAACAUUGAACUAGUUUCAUGUGGAAUCAAAAGUUUAAGUCAUUUUAAACCCCCUCGUUGUUUAAAAACUUUACAAGUGUGUCGUAAUCCUAUCACAACCAUUGAUGAAACUUGUGAUUUAUUCAAUAAUGAAAAUGGAUGUCCUUUAUUGCAGCUGAUAUCAAUUAAAGGUUGUCAAAUUUCAUUUAUUUCACCUAACAUUGAAUGGCCCAUAAAUCUAAAGAGCUUGGUCAUACAAGAUGAAGUACCGAAAGAUUUUUAUUUCAAUACUUCAAUUGCAAAACAUGAAUCAUUGGAGACAUUAUACUUAUCAGUAUUAUCUUCAUUCAAAUUUUGUGAAGUAGAUAAGGCAAUAAAGAGGAAAACAAAAAUCAAAUCAUUUGUACUCUCUGUGACCGAUGAUUUUCUUCCUACUAAACCUUAUGAACUACUUAAAUUUUAUGACAAAAUACACUUAUUUCUUGGAAAGAGGGUCCUUAAUCGUAAGGCUGACACAUCUGUUUUUGAGAAUUUAACUUUAUUGCUUGGUGAUUCAAACUCGAGAUAAUAAGAUAGUUUGUGUAAGGUAAGUAGAUUAUACUAUAACCGCUAAUUUCGAUAGUCCAAUUCAAAUCUUCUUCAAUGUGAAUAUUUUAACAGUUGACACACUUAUCUUGUUUCCAUCACCGGUCCUUUAUCCUUAAACAACUCAAUUUGCAGCUGUUUUUAUAUACUGAACAGCUUUAAACCAAAAUAGAUCCUAAUGAUGAUUCACGGCAUAAUUAUUAAAGGUUUAACACCACGAUUA
Molecule: messenger RNA, 2428 nt
Organism: Scheffersomyces coipomensis
Lineage: Eukaryota; Fungi; Ascomycota; Pichiomycetes; Serinales; Debaryomycetaceae
Exons: 1
Coding region: 386-2188 (600 amino acids)
Source: RefSeq, a predicted model, not a curated record